UUUCAGAUGCGCUAUGUGGAAAGCUGAUGGAACCACUUACUCAGGGCAUCACUCCUCAAAAAUACCUCUGUGAUAUACGGAAAAGCACAGUCUGGGUAGAUGUGAUGUUUGUAGUUGAUUCGUCUGCUGCGAUGACAAAGACAGGCUUUGCUGAGGUGACUCAGUUCAUUGCCGCCUCUAUGCGAGAUCUGUCAGUAGGUCAAAUGCCUACACAAACACGAGUAGGAUUUAUCACAUACUCUGACGAUGCUAAGCUAGUGUAUGACUUAACUUACUGGCGGUCUACGAAUGAUCUGAUUUCGAAACUCAGUCUACCGUACAGUGGAUCAAGCGGCACAAAUAUGGCAGCUGCACUCCAAAUGGCCAAUGGUGUUUUCAACUCAAGAUCUCACAGACUUAACGUGCCAAAAGUAAUCGUGGUUAUAGCUGCAGGAUAUAAGAAGAAUAGCGAAAGCCCGGUUCCGGCGGCCAACACAUUCAAAGACUUUGGAGGCAUAUUAAUUACUGUUGAGUAUCUACAAGAAGGCGGCAUACCUGUACCAAUCCUUACUAAGAUUGCUAGCGAAGGAUAUUCAACUGGUAAUCAGCACGACAACCUCAAUUAUGACACCUUGGCUACCAUGCUAGGAAGAGCAAACUGUUUCUGUCCGGACAAUUAUGUUCCCUACCUUAAUAGCAGACCUGAAUACGGUUGCUACAGAGCAGCGAGAAUGCCAGCAGAGCGAAGCGGAGCUGAAAGAAGCUGCGGUCUCGAACAUAAUGGAAAACUCGUAAAAGUUGAGAACUACCAAAAAGCCGAGUUCCUAAUGAACAUGAAACCUGCAUUGAAAAGCGAAGCACUGAUUGGUCUGAAACGUUGUUGCGGUCAACAAUUUCAGUGGCAGGAUGGCUCCAAACUUACACCUUACGACUUUACGAUGUGGUACAACAACGUUGCGCCAAAAACUGGAGAUGAGUGCGUAUCCAUGUCCUUCGACAACUGGAAUGGAAAAUACUUCUGGAAGAGCCAUUCAUGCACAAAAGGAUUGCCGUACGUAUGCGAAAUAGCACCAUGCAGUUCAACCAACUAUUGCUCCGAGCCGCUUAUGUUGCGUCGCCAAGCUCAUCGUAUGUACAUGGCACCCAUCAAACAAGAAGCUGAGAAGCAGCCAUGAAGGCUCCAGUUCAUCAUGUUUGCAAAUUUUUCUUUCGCUUUCUGAGAAAUAAAUAUUCAGCAUGUUAUUAUGUGAAGAAAUGAAC
Messenger RNA from Cylicocyclus nassatus, 1239 nucleotides. Lineage: Eukaryota; Metazoa; Nematoda; Chromadorea; Rhabditida; Strongylidae. The record is from the annotation of a GenBank genome assembly.